Messenger RNA from Myotis brandtii (Brandt's bat), 4852 nucleotides. It is a transcript of the gene HR, whose product is annotated as hair growth associated. Gene Ontology annotation, cellular component: histone deacetylase complex; chromatin. Bases 68 to 3646 code for a protein of 1192 amino acids. Gene Ontology annotation, molecular function: transcription coregulator activity; chromatin DNA binding; histone H3K9 demethylase activity. NCBI's taxonomy places the organism in Eukaryota, Metazoa, Chordata, Mammalia, Chiroptera, Vespertilionidae. The transcript is spliced from 19 exons. Gene Ontology annotation, biological process: regulation of transcription by RNA polymerase II. The record is from RefSeq and is a predicted model, not a curated record.
CCAGCCGCACCUGGCCCGUGAAGCCCAGGGACCCCCUCUGGGAGAGCCCCAUGAGGGCAGGAGAGUGAUGGAGAGUACGCCCAGCUUCCUGAAGGACACCCCAGCCUGGGAGAAGACUGCCCCUGAGAAUGGCAUCAUGGGACGAGAGCCGAAUGCCCUGCCACGAGACGGCCUGCGCCACGGGGCACUGUGCCUGGGAGAGCCUGCUCCCUUCUGGAGGGGUGUCCUGAGCACCCCAAACUCCUGGCUUCCCCCUGGCUUCCCUCAGGGCCCCAAGGACACGCUCCCACUGGUGGAGGGUGAAGGCCCCCGGAAUGGGGAGAGGAAGGCCAGCUGGUUGAGCGGCAAGGAGGGGCUGCGCUGGAAAGAGGCGAUGCUCACCCAUCCAUUGGCAUUAUAUGGGUCAGCAUGCCCGCCUCGCUAUGGCCCCCUGAUUCCUGAGCAUAGCAGUGGCCAUCCAAAAAGUGACCCUGUGGCCUUCCGGCCCUUGCACUGCCCCUUCCUGCUGGAGACCAAGAUCUUGGAGCGAGCUCCCUUCUGGGUGCCCACCUGCUUACCACCCUACCUAGUGUCCAGCCUGCCUCCAGAGCGUCCAUGUGACUGGCCCCUGGCCCCGCACCCCUGGGUGUACUCCGGGGGCCAGCCCAAAGUGCCCUCUGCUUUCAGCUUAGGCAGCAAGGGUUUUUACCAUAAGGAUCCGAGUAUUCUCAGGCUGGCGAAGGAGCCGUUGGCAACGGUGGACCCUGGGUUGUUGGGCUUAGCCCCUGGCGGGCCGCUCCAGAGAAGCGGGGAGGCAGAGUGCCCUUCGCUCCACCCGAGGGAUGGAGAGACAGGCCUCGGCAGGCAUCAGAAUCUCUGCCCACUUCUCCUGGGGCAUCCAGACACUGUUCCCCGGACCCCCUGGCCCACUUGUCCCCCAGGCCUUGUUCAUACUCUUGGCAACGUCUGGACUGUCCCGGGCGGUGGGGGCCUUGGGUACCAGCUAAGGCCAUCAACCACAUCAAGGUGCCCCUCUCCUGGGCCUCCCACCACCCAGGUGGGCUGUUACUCAUCCCACCCACCUGCUGGAGAUGGAGGCCUUGGCCCUUGUGGGAAGUGCCAGGAGGGCCUGGAGGGGGGUGCCAGGGGGUCCGGUGAGUCCAUCGAGGAAGCAAACAAGGCCUCCGGUCCCAGGGCCUGCCUGCCCAACCACCACACCAAGCUGAAGAAGACGUGGCUCACGAGACACUCUGAGCAGUUCGGGUGCCCGGGAGGCUGCCCUGGGGACGAGGAGAGCCCAGCUGCCCCGCUUCAGGCCCUCAAGAGGGCAAGUAGCCCUGAGGUCCAGGGAGUGGCCGGCAGCCCAGCCGCCAAGCGCCCCCCUGACCCUUUCCCAGGCAGUGCAGGGCAGGACGUCCUGGACUCAUCACCGGGGAACAAGGCGGAGGCAGAACAGCGUGCUGACCGCAGAGGACCCCGAGAUGGCAGGGCCGGCCUCCAGGACCCAGGGCGUCAGGAUGCACCUUGCUCAGCUCCCCCGGCAGGCAUUGCUCAGUGCCAAAGCUGUGCCCAGGCAGCGGGCGAGGUGGGAGGGCUGGCCUGCCACUCCCAGCAAGUGCCCAGAUCGUCUCUGGGAGGGGAGCAGCAGGAGGAAGACUCGGCAGCCAGCUCCGAGGAGGGAGGAGGCUCUGGUCCGAAGGCCGGGCCCAGCGUGGGCCUCGCCAAACACCUUCUGAGUGGUUUGGGGGACCGACUGUGCCGCCUGCUGCGGAGGGAGCGGGAGGCCCUGGCCUGGGCACAGCGGGAAGCAGGCCAGGGGCCGGCUAGGACAGAGGACAACCCAGGCGUUCCAGGUUGCUGCAGCCGCUGCCACCAUGGACUCUUCAACACCCACUGGAGUUGCCCCCGCUGCAGCCACCGGCUGUGUGUGGCCUGUGGUCGCAUGGCGGGUGCUGGGAGGGCCAGGGAGAAAGCAGGCUCUCCGGAGCAGCCCACGGAGGAGUGUGCCCAGGAGGCUGGGCACAGCGCCUCCUCCCUGAUGCUCACCCAGUUUGUUUCCAGCCAGGCCCUGGCAGAACUGAGCACCGCAAUGCACCAGGUCUGGAUCAAGUUUGAUAUCCGGGAGCACUGUCCCUGCCAAGCUGAUGCCCAGGUGUGGGCCCCUGGGGAUGGGGGCCAGCAGAAGGAGCCUAGAGAAAAAAACACCCCAACUCCACAACCUUCCUGCACGGAGGACACCAACAGGACCAAGGACAUCAAAGCGGAGACCCUGGACUCCACAGAGACCCCUGCCAAGGACCGUGCCAGCCGAGGGCCCCUGCCUUGUCCCUCUCUCUGUGAACUGCUGGCCUCCACUGCUGUCAAACUCUGCUUGGGGCACGAGCGGAUACAUAUGGCCUUUGCCCCUGUCACUCCAGCCCUGCCCAGCGAUGAUCGAAUCACCAAUAUCCUGGACAGCAUCAUCGCGCAGGUAGUGGAACGGAAGAUCCAGGAGAAAGCCCUGGGGCCUGGGCUGCGGCCUGGGCCAGCCCUGCGCAAGGGUCUGGGCCUGCCCCUCUCACCAGUGCGGCCUAGGCUGCCUCCCCCGGGGGCUUUGCUGUGGCUGCAGGAGCCCAGGCCUCGGCGAGGCUUCCACCUCUUCCAGGAGCACUGGAGGCAGGGCCAGCCUGUGUUGGUGUCAGGGAUUCAGAGGACAUUGCAAGGCAGCCUGUGGGGGACCGAGGCUCUUGAGGCGCUUGGAGGCCAGGUGCAGGCGCUGACCUCCCUCGGGCCUCCGCAGCCUACAAACCUGGGCACUGCAGCCUUCUGGGAUGGAUUCUCCCGGCCUGAGAGGACAGGGCCUCUGGGCAAUGGCCUCUCUGUUCCUCCCCUAGUUCGCCCAAAGUCAUCUGAGGGCUCAGUCCUCCUGCUGCACAGAGCUCUGCGGGAUGAGGACACAAGCAGGCUGGAGAACCUGGCUGCCAGCCUGCCCCUCCCAGAGUACUGUGCCCAACAUGGGAAACUCAACCUGGCUUCCUACCUCCCACCGGGCCCUGCCCUGUGUCCACUGGAGCCCCAGCUGUGGGCAGCCUAUGGUGUAAGUCCACACCGUGGGCACCUGGGGACCAAGAACCUCUGUGUGGAGGUGACUGACCUGGUCAGCAUCCUGGUCCGUGCUGAAGCCCCACUGCCUGCCUGGCAUCGGGCACAGAAAGACUUCCUCUCAGGCCUGGACGGGGAGGGGCUCUGGUCUCCAGGCAGCCAGGUCAGCACCGUGUGGCACGUGUUCCGGGCACAGGACGCCCAACGCAUCCGCCGUUUUCUCCAGAUGGUGUGUCCGGCUGGGGCAGGCAACCUGGAGCCUGGCACCCCAGGAAGCUGCUACCUGGAUGCAGGGCUUCGGCGGCGCCUGCGGGAGGAGUGGGGUGUGAGCUGCUGGACCCUGCUGCAGGCCCCCGGAGAGGCUGUGCUGGUCCCCGCAGGGGCUCCCCACCAGGUGCAGGGCCUGGUAAGCACAGUGAGUGUCACUCAGCACUUCAUGUCCCCCGAGACCUCUGCCCUCUCUGCUCAGCUCUGCCACCAGGGGUCCAGCCUGUCCCCUGACUGCCGCCUGCUUUGUGCCCAGGUGGACUGGGCUGUGUUCCAAGCAGUGAAGUUGGCUGUGGGAACAUUACGGGAGGCUAAAUAGAGGGAUCCCAGGUGUCUGGGGUAGAGGUGGUGGGUAGGUAGACCAGGUGCUCAGCUCAGGCACAGCAUAAGCAGAGAAGACACUGGGGACUCGGGGACUUUUGGUCAAUUCCACACGCACCACUCUGGGUACCAGCAGGACACCCUGUUUCCCACUUCUAACCUGGACCCUAAAGCCAACAACCACAGUGCCACUGAAGUUCACACCUGCCCUUCGCAGGCUGGCACCUGCUCCACCCCUGUGCCCCUCUCCAUGGUACCAGGCCCACACUGGGGGUGCUGACUCCCUUCAGCCCCCUGCCCCCCAACCCAGGAGACAAACAGCCUUUCCUUGGGGGACUUUGGGAAUCACUCUGGCUUAAGCAACACCUUCUGCUCCCUCAUCUCCUGCUGUCCCACCUGCGCCAAGCUCUGUUACACACCCACCUCCUCACGGGACUCUGGGCGCCCAUGCACUGCAGGCAUCUGGACAAGGGGCCGCUGAAAUCCUGCCCUCUUGUUCGAGGGAGAGCUGUGACGCGUGGGGCGGGGGUGGCCUCAGGACACUACCCAGGCUUGGCUGAAGGGAAUGAUAGGGGUGAGGCCCUGUCCCUGUUCCCUCCUCUCACCUCCCUCCUUCCUAUUUUCCAUUAAAGUCUGUUGUUUUCUGAAAGCCACCAGGCCAGUGUGGUUGGCCCUGCUCCUGCUGGCCACAUAGAUUGGGGAGGGAGGGGAGACAUGGAAAUGGAACCAGGUGGGCAGGAGCUGGGCUGUCCCUGACAGGGGCCUCAAACACCCCUGCCUGCUCUUCUUCCCUGGACCUGGGUCCCUCCCUCUCACUGAGCAGAUGGAGCCUUCCAGGGGGCUACCCUGAGGAUGCUCCUGACAAGCGACAAUAGCAAGGCAGAGCCCUGGGCACAGCAGCAAGGUGGCUUUGACCCCAACCCUCCCCAAAAACUCCAGGCUACCCCAUCUCUUCCAUCUGAUCUGACUCGGAGCUCCGGGAGUGUGGCCCAGGAGAGCCCCGGCCAGGGCUUGGCCUGCUGCCUGAGCCGGUUGGCAGCCCCUCCCCAUCCCCAGGGCUCUCUGGUGUGGCUCUGCCUGUUCCCCUGCCCUAGCACACCUCAGCCAGCAUGCUCCCACUCGUCAUACCUGAUUGUUCUGCGGUGGUUCGGGAAAUGUGUGUGUGAUUUUUUUAAUAAAAUAAAAUUUUUUAUUAUAAAUUUAA